Molecule: messenger RNA, 1659 nt
Organism: Laetiporus sulphureus 93-53
Lineage: Eukaryota; Fungi; Basidiomycota; Agaricomycetes; Polyporales; Laetiporaceae
Exons: 9
Coding region: 89-1564 (491 amino acids)
Biological process (GO): autophagy of mitochondrion; activation of protein kinase activity; autophagy of peroxisome
Cellular component (GO): phagophore assembly site; Atg1/ULK1 kinase complex
Molecular function (GO): molecular adaptor activity; protein kinase activator activity
Source: RefSeq, a predicted model, not a curated record
CAUACUUUUUCUACCCUUCGUCCCUAUUUGGGUUUGUAGGCUAUAGGCCUUAGCUUUACAUCGAACUUCAUCAUCGUGAAGAUUCAGCAUGCAGUCUUCUCCUCUUGCAGACGGACAGCCUCGUUUGGUCCCACUAGCCUUGCAGUCGAAGAAAGCCCUGCAACAUGGCGAGGCUCUUUGUUCGCGUGCAAGCAUGCUUUCAUCCACUACCUCCCAGACAGCAAUGGACGUUCUUGCACUGGAUGCUAAGGUCAGAUGGUUCACAGAUGCAGUAUUGGAACAACUCAAGAUGGCAGCUUGCGUUGCGAAGAGCAUCGAGCAGAAGCGGUCGCAGUUAGAGAAGCAGGCGGAAGAGUGGGACUCUCUGCGUUCCCAAAGGGCAGAUUCCCUUGACAGCAUCCUCGAAUCUCUAGGCUCCCAAGUUGUUCCUCCAGACUUUCAUUCAACCUCAUCUGCCGACGUCUCUCCCUUUGGUAGCCAGCACGAUUCGGAUGAGGAGCACAUCGAUAAUGCGCUCUUUGGAGAGCAAGGGCCUGGCCAGAGCCCCACGGAUACGCUGCGCGACAUAAGACAGAACGCACGGCCGCUCCCUAAUGGCAAGACUAAGGACAGAACCUCGUGGAAGACGCUUCGUGAUUUCGUGGACGAGCGCGCAGUCGAAGAUGUACUCGACACGAUCGAGAGCGAUCGGAACGCGCUUGAAGAUAUCUUCGCUCGCACUUCCGAUUAUCCCGAGUCACUUUCGAAAACCAUCGCCGCCAUUGAGAACACCUUACCCGCCCGAAUAUCUCUUCCCUCUAUUGAGGACAUCUGCAAAGUGCAAGAGGCGGUUUCUACCAGGAUGGCCGACCUUCUCGAGAGCCUUGCCGCACAUUAUGACCAGAUGUCCGCCGCACUUAGAGAACAUGAGGCUGGCGAGGAGUUUGGCAAAGACGACCUGCAACAAAUGAACCGAGAUACCAAUGAGCUUCCCGCUAUCAUCGCGGAGCUAGAAGAAUGCGUCACUGCUAUUGAGGCUCCCCAUGGGCAGCUGCUGGUCUCAAAGCGAAAAGCACAGGAGCACCUUGAGACACAUCGACAAAUGCUAACUGACCUGGAUGAGUUAGGUGAAAUCAUGUCUGAGAUGUUCGAGCGUCAACAGGUAGUUGAGAAUGAAAGCACGGAGCAUCUCGCCUUACUGCAACAUCACCUCAUCACUAUCGAAGAUCUAUACCAUCGUUUCACCUCCUACCAAUAUUCAUACAACAAGCUGUUGCUUGAGCUUGUACGCCGCCGGAAGUACCGUGACACUGCGGAACACAUCGUCAAACGCAUGGUGGCAGAGCUUGAUGCGAUGGUUGAUGAGGAGCGGCAGCUCAGGGAAGAGUUCAACGCAGAACACGGGCAGCACCUGCCUGAGGAUGUCUGUCUCUAUGUCCAGGACGCCCCAACGCGAUGGAAUAUCAUUCCAUCGAACGGGAACCGGGCUGAGGUGCUGCCAGACUUGGACAGCGAUCUACUGGAGGAGGCUAGGAGCAAGAUUGGUGGUGCGGAAAGUGCGGUGAUCGGCAGUCAGAGCUUUUGACAAUGGGAGGCUAUAGCCGUUUGUUUUAGGCGUGCCACGAACGUUCUUGAAUAGCUAUUGUUCCGCGGAUGCACAGGCGAUGGCGAAGGCUGUUC